This is a messenger RNA of Gracilinanus agilis (Agile Gracile Mouse Opossum), 762 nucleotides long. It is a transcript of the gene MRPL50, whose product is annotated as mitochondrial ribosomal protein L50. Gene Ontology annotation, cellular component: mitochondrion; mitochondrial large ribosomal subunit. The coding region runs from base 10 to 492 and encodes 160 amino acids. Lineage: Eukaryota; Metazoa; Chordata; Mammalia; Didelphimorphia; Didelphidae. The record is from RefSeq and is a predicted model, not a curated record. The transcript has 2 exons.
UCGACUGUCAUGGCGGCCCCCCUUGGAAUCCACUUGUCUUGCGGGAGAUUCACGAGGACGAUCUUUAGGACCCCAUAUCGGGCCCUAUGGGGCCAGGACAGAAAGAAGCAGGAAGAGGUAAAGGAGCCUGAGAAUGUAGUUGAGAUGAAAGAUGAACCUAUUCUGGAAUGUCCACCACCACGAAGUCGAAAAUACAUUCCUCCUGAGGAUCUCCAGAGUCGUUUAGAAUCUCAUGUCAGGGAAGUUUUUGGUACAUCCCUCAACAAUGAUUGGCAAGAAACCAUCUUGGAAAAGAGUCAACUAAAGUUUUUUCUCUUAGCACAGCUGGCUGAAGAAUUUGGCCAUGCAGUACCCAACUCUAGGCUUCAUCAGAUGCACAGUGUUAAGGAUGUUGCUCAUUUCUAUAGCAUCCCUGUGCAGGAUGGAACGAAAUUUGAUGAGAUUAGCUCUAGACAGUUGCCUUCCAACUUGAAAAUCAGCUGGGAUUAUUAAAGCAAAUUGAAUUUGAAUUUUAUUUUUUUCCCUAAAGGAGAGAGAGACUUCUCAUCAACCUUUUAAAAACUUAACAUCAUGUGAAAUUUUUCUGCUAGAGCUCUUAUUUCCAGGAAGAACAUAUUUUUGAUUUACAAGUGAAUUCAUGUGUUAAAAAAAAGUGAGCAUGAAAGGAAUUUUUACUUUCCUGCUAGAACAAUUUUCUUUCCUGUACUUUAUGGAAUCAGAUGACUUAUGUUCUGCCCUGAUUAUGUGUUUGUUUAAUAAAUA